UGCGUCAUGAAGGAAGAGAGAGAGAGACAGCAGAGCCACAUCUGGCAAACUCUCGUCUUACUUUAACCACACCUACAGGCGCAUUUGUUCGCACGGAGCGCUCUACCUGUCGAAAGUAAACGAUUUGGUGGGUGAAAUUACCCAAACGGCGAGAGAAGAGCUAUAAACGGGUACUAAAAUUUGAGUUUAGUCGCUUACGAUGGAUUAGGAGUCACUUGAUUCAACGUACAUAAGGAAGAAAGGAAAUCCAAGUUUGAGUGUGUGCUACGAUCAUGGACUGGAAGACCUUCCAGGCCCUGCUCAGUGGGGUGAAUAAGUAUUCCACAGCGUUCGGCCGAGUGUGGCUGUCUGUGGUGUUUGUGUUCAGGGUCAUGGUCUAUGUAGUGGCCGCAGAGAGAGUGUGGGGUGAUGAGCAGAAGGACUUUGACUGUAAUACCAAGCAGCCUGGCUGUGCCAAUGUUUGCUACGACUUCUUCUUCCCCAUCUCUCACAUCCGCCUGUGGGCGCUGCAACUCAUCUUUGUCACCUGCCCGUCCUUCAUGGUGGUCAUGCAUGUGGCAUACCGGGAUGACAGAGAGCGCAAGCACAGGGCCAAGCAUGGGGAAGAUGCCAAGCUCUACAACAACACAGGCAAAAAGCACGGAGGGCUGUGGUGGACUUACCUGAUCAGCCUCUUUGUGAAGACUGGCAUCGAGGUGGCUUUCCUCUACAUUCUCCACAAAGUGUAUGACAGUUUCUACCUACCUCGGCUUGUCAAAUGUGAGGUGUCACCCUGUCCAAAUCAGGUGGACUGCUACAUCGGACAUCCUACUGAAAAGAAAGUCUUCACCUACUUCAUGGUUGGAGCUUCAGCCCUUUGCAUCAUCCUCAACAUCUGUGAGAUAAUUUAUCUCAUAUCCAAAAGAAUCGCCAGAUGUGCCAACAAAGUGAAAAGACGACAUCAAUGCAUGGUGGUGCCUGAGCAAGACUUCAAUGAAGACAAUUUCUUCAACCAAAGCACUCUCCCUGCAUCCCAGCAAGGCCUGAAAGACUUUAAGGACAGACCCCCUUCAUUUAGAUCUGUAACCAAGUCGUCAGUGCACAAACUCAGGCUAGAGGAUAAAGUACACGCCUCUGCUCCUAACCUGUCAAUCUCUUAACGAUGGGAGAGCAGACUUGCUAAAGAAAGAUAUGUCAUCUCAGAAAAGAGGGUGAAAUCUCAGGAUAAACUAUAGCACAUGUCAAAGUUGACAUGUAGUUAUAAUGCAGACACGAACGUUUUCAUGGCAAUAUAAACAAUACUUACUCCAAAUCAGCUCAGUAAGAUUUUUUUUUUUUAAGUGUAGAGUUCCUUUGACAGAUCUUCAUUCCAUUUACAACAUUCCUGUUUAGUGUAUUUGUUCUUUCUCUUGUAUUUACCAUGAAAGAAGAGAACUAUUCUACAAGAAAGCAAGGCACACCUGGCUGAAGUAUUGAGCCUCGAUGCUAUUGCCUACUCUUUCCCCAGCAUUAUCUAUUACAGAUAUUUUUGUCCUAAUAAUGACAAAAAAUAUAUAUUUGUGCAUCAACACAGUAUUACUUGAAGCAGGUAUGGUAUUGUAUUGAGUGGUAAUCACUCAUCACUUGUAUUUCUUCAAUCCUUGGCUAGAACAUGGAAACUUUCUGCUGAUUUGAAUGAGGAAAAAAUGCUGCUGCUGAAUCCUUGACUAGAAAACUGGACUAAGAAAACCAAAGGAACAAGGAGGUGAUUUCCUCAAAGCCUUAAAUACACAUGACCAGAAAUAUGUUUGUUUAUAUAAAUGUAAAUAUAAUAAAAUUAUUGAUUUUUCUAUCAGAUGUUAA
Messenger RNA from Boleophthalmus pectinirostris (great blue-spotted mudskipper), 1821 nucleotides. RefSeq names its product gap junction protein beta 3 (gene gjb3). Lineage: Eukaryota; Metazoa; Chordata; Actinopteri; Gobiiformes; Gobiidae. Bases 273 to 1139 code for a protein of 288 amino acids. Gene Ontology annotation, biological process: cell communication. The record is from RefSeq and is a predicted model, not a curated record. Gene Ontology annotation, cellular component: connexin complex. The transcript is spliced from 2 exons.